This is a messenger RNA of Fusarium verticillioides 7600, 1224 nucleotides long. RefSeq lists its product as hypothetical. NCBI's taxonomy places the organism in Eukaryota, Fungi, Ascomycota, Sordariomycetes, Hypocreales, Nectriaceae. The record is from RefSeq and is a predicted model, not a curated record. The transcript has a single exon. Bases 24 to 383 code for a protein of 119 amino acids.
AAAAAAAAAAAAAAAAAUGAGAAAUGAGAUUAUCCUCUGGGCUUAUCCGGGGACUUGAAGAGUUAGGGUUGGUUGGUUGGUUGGUUGGUUUGCGAUGGAUGUUUGCUGUUAAUAAGAAGAGGCUGUCCACACUCGACGUCACAGCUGAAAGAUUUGUUAAUUUAGUGCUCGACUAUUCUGGAGUCCAGUCCUGGUCUUUUGACUUGAUUUUGAAAUGCUCCUCAAGUCCCUGGACCGCAAAUGAUAUCGUCAACGAUAUACUCGAGAGACAAUGUUGUUGUCGAAAAAGGAUCGUCAUCCUCAAGUACCUCGUCACGGAGGCUUAUGCACCUGAGACAAGGUUGUUUGCAAGGUAUAUUCCAACCCCAUCACACAAAAGCUGAAGGCUAAGAGGGCUACACGAAAUGCCACUUGCAGCGAUGGUGAAGAAACCCCGAAGUUCGUCGGAUGCACCGUUGACGGGCGGCGGAUUCAGUCACCGUUUGUAUGUAGGUACAGUACCGUCCUGUACCUCGACUACGUAAGGUAGGUAAGUGAGUACCUGGGCAGACGAGACUGGAGGGUGGCCACGACGUGUUACUUGGUUACGUAUGUUCUGUAUGUGGUCUUGGUAUCGAGGGAAAAAGCAAGAAGGUCAACAACGCCAUCCUUGACACUCAAUGGCCGAGUUUCGAGAAUAGAGACAACAACAGAAUCUCUCUCCGCUGCAUGUUUGUCCGGUGGGGGAACUCGAUGAAUGGAGAAAACAAUUGGGACAACCAACCAAGCCACCAACCCUUGAAAGGCUGAAAGAAAAUGGCUUGCAGUCCUCAGUGUUCUCAUGACUCAAACCGUGCAAACUUUUUGAUAGGUUUGUCUGCUCUUGGUACUUUGUACAUGUUCCCUCUUUACAUUAGUGCUGUGGCUUUCUUUUUUGAUGGCGGGGAAGGGAAUGAGGAAUGACGUUGAACAGAAUGACGAGUAAGAUUAACGACCAUCUACGGAAGAGGAAUAGUUGUCUAUCGCUGAAAGACGGGGACCACAAUUAAUCGCCGCUCCGAUGUCGAAACAACAUAGGUUAAACAAGGAUCGAGUUUUUUGUACUAUCAAUCGAGAAAUUGGCUUUAUUUUCUCCGAUACUUUCCUCAAUUACCACUCAGGGAUACAUCAGCUGCCAUCCAUUAUAAUCCAGUGUUUCAAGAUGAGGAAUAACUUCUACAGAUCAUACAGUACUGUUGUACCCCG